UCAAGAUGGCGGUGGCUCCUGACAGCAGAGUGCUCUCCUACAGUGUUUAUAAAUGGAGCUCGUACUCCUCUACAUAUUUACCCGAGAAUAUUUUAGUGGACAAACCUAAUGAUCAGUCUUCCAGGUGGUCAUCUGAGAGCAACUACCCUCCACAGUACUUAAUCUUAAAACUUGAGAGACCAGCUAUCGUUCUGAGCAUCACCUAUGGCAAAUAUGAAAAAACCCACGUGUGCAACCUGAAGAAGUUCAAGGUGUUUGGAGGCAUGAGCGAAGAAAACAUGACAGAACUCUUGUCCAGUGGCCUUAAGAAUGACUUCAACAAGGAGACAUUUACGCUAAAGCACAAGAUCGAUGAGCAGAUGUUCCCCUGCAGGUUCAUUAAAAUAGUGCCGCUGAUGUCGUGGGGGCCCAGUUUUAACUUUAGCAUCUGGUAUAUUGAGUUACAUGGGAUAGAGGAUCCAGACAUUGUCCAGCCCUGCCUUAACUGGUACAGUAAGUACCGUGAACAGGAGGCUAUCCGCCUGUGCCUGAAACACUUCCGGCAGCACAACUACACUGAAGCCUUCGAGUCCCUGCAGAAGAAAACGCGUAUCGCCCUGGAGCACCCCAUGCUGACACACCUCCAUGAACGACUGGUCCUCAGAGGAGACUUUGAUGCCUGUGAAGAGCUCAUUGACAAAGCCGUGAGAGAUGGUUUGUUUAAUCAGUAUAUCAGCCAGCAGGAUUAUAAGCCACGUUGGAGUCAGGUCAUCCCUAAAUGUAACAAAGGUGAUGGUGAUGAUAACAGGCCUGGCAUGAGAGGAGGUCAUCAAAUGGUCAUUGAUGUUCAGACAGAAACCGUGUAUCUUUUUGGAGGCUGGGAUGGAACGCAGGACUUGGCCGACUUCUGGGCCUACAGUGUGAAGGAGAACCAAUGGGCCUGUAUCUCCAGGGACACAGAGAAAGAGAAUGGACCCAGUGCUCGCUCAUGCCACAAGAUGUGCAUCGACUCUCAACGUAGGCAGAUCUACACUCUGGGCCGUUAUCUGGACUCCUCUGUCAGAAACAGCAAGUCCCUGAAGAGUGACUUCUAUUGCUAUGACAUUGACGCCAACACGUGGACUCUGCUCAGUGAGGACACGUCUGCCGAUGGGGGGCCCAAACUUGUGUUUGACCACCAGAUGUGCAUGGACUCCGAGAAGCACAUGAUAUACACUUUUGGCGGACGGAUUCUGACUUGUAACGGCAGUGUGGAUGACAGCAGGACGUCAGAACCUCAGUUCAGUGGGCUCUACGCAUAUCGCUGUCAAGUUGGCAGCUGGAGUCUGCUCAGAGAGGACUCGUGUAAUGCCGGGCCGGAGGACAUCCAGUCACGAAUUGGACACUGCAUGCUCUUCCACAUGAGAAAUCGCUGCCUGUAUGUUUUUGGAGGUCAGAGGUCCAAAACAUACUUGAAUGAUUUCUUCAGUUACGAUGUUGAUGGCAACCAUGUGGAGAUCAUCUCUGAUGGCACCAAGAAGGACUCCGGCAUGGUGCCAAUGACUGGUUUCACGCAGCGUGCCACCAUUGACCCGGAGCUGAAUGAGAUUCAUGUCCUGUCAGGACUCAGCAAAGAUAAAGACAAACGUGAGGAGAACGUACGCAACUCCUUCUGGAUCUACGACAUUGCACGCAACAACUGGUCGUGUGUUUAUAAGAAUGACCAGGCUGUGAAAGAGAACUCCACUAAGGCCCUGCAGGAAGAAGAGCCUUGCCCUCGUUUUGCACACCAGCUAGUCUAUGAUGAAUUGCACAAGGUGCAUUACCUGUUCGGUGGAAACCCUGGGAAGUCCAGCUCCCCUAAAAUGCGGCUGGACGAUUUCUGGUCUCUAAAGCUGUGCCGCCCUUCUAAAGAAUACCUGCUUCGACACUGCAAAUACCUCAUUCGCAAAUACAGGUUUGAGGAGAAAGCUCAGACAGAGCCCCUGAAUGCACUGAAGUAUCUACAGAAUGACCUGUCUCUUACUGUGGACCACACAGAUCCUGAUGAGACAAAAGAGUUCCAGCUCUUGCCCUCUGCUCUGUUCAAAUCAAGCUCAGACUUCAUUCCUUUAGGAUUUUCAGAUGUGGAUCAGACGUACGCCCAGCGCACACAGCUCUUCGACACACUUGUUAACUUCUUCCCUGACAAUAUGACCCCGCCCAAGGGUAACCUUGUUGACCUCAUCACCCUGUAGCCACGCCCACACAUAAUAAACCACACCCUCUGAAGCCUCUCAAACUUCUAUCACUCAAAAAUCUGAAUUAUUUUUCUACAUUUCCCAACAGAGGUGUGUCAUGCCCACCUGUUUUUCCUCUUCUACAGACCUAAUGCAACUUAUACAUCACUGAGACAUAUUUGCAAAAAUGCAAAAAUACACUUUUCUACUCUGAAGUGCUGGAUUUUGGUGUAAAAGUUGUUUCAGAGUGAAUAGAUGUUGAAAUCUUCAUAUCUGUCAAAAAUUCAGAUUUUUCAAGUCUAUUACAGUUUUAUAUUUUUUUUUCUGUGACAGUUUAAAAUAUAGCGCAGUCAUAAAUCUGACCAGUCUGCAUUGUAAAAAAGAGGUGGAUUUGAUUUAUGAACAAUUUUUGAUUAACAGGUUUUCUGUUCCACCUUCCUUUCUUAAUUAUUGUCAAACAAGUAUGCAUAAAGUGGUGGGAGUAGAGGCAAAGAUCAGGUGCCUCUAGAGUCAGUUUUCUGAUUCCAGAGGCUGUUAAUGGUGAUUUACAUUUUUGAUUUUUGUAUCAAAUGGGAACCGUUCUGACACAUUUGUCCAUUCUCUUCCAUCUAAACCUGAGUGCUGCUAUUGGAUGCUGUCAUUACAUCAUUGUCACUUUAAAAGUGAUUAGAUAUCGAAUUCCAUAAGUACAGGUUGUCAUUCACAAAUCUUACAAGGAAUAUAGAAACAUGUUUAAAGUAAAUGUGGAUUGUACACAUUUAGAUGCACAAGAAAUGUUUUCCACUUAGUGCAUGCGAGGCAAAUAUUGGUAGCACUUGGUCAGUUGCAGUUCUUUUCAUAUAAAAUCUAGAGUACUUCAAGAUCAUAUGCACUCAUUUAAGACAUUUUAUAAAAGUUUAUUACACUUGUAUAAGGAAGUAUUGAGAUAUUAUGUCCAACAUAGCACAAUCGGAAAAACCGAAAAAGCUGAUCAAAUUAUUCCAUUGAGUUAUUGAAGUUCCCUUGCCGCAUAGAUUGCUGAUUUUGUUUGAGUUUGUGUCCAUGUGUGGCUGCUUUUAUCUGAAAUAUAAUAUAGACCAGUUCAUACUGCUAUGUUAAAUAGACUGUUCAGCUUUCAAUGUGUAACUUUGUGUAGCCCCAUAGCUAUUUAUUAUUAAUAAUAUUACUAUUUAUUAUUAAUAAUAUUAUUAUAAUUUCUUUGUGAACUUGAGUGUGUGUGGCCCUCAUGUCUUGUAUUUUCAUCUAUGAUGCCAUAGAGACGUUUGUGUGCCCUUCAUUCCUUAUGAGCUUUAGAAUGUUUACAAUCCUAGAUAGACAAAAUCAUGUUGGCGGGUAGUCUUCCACAUGGUUAAAUGUGUAAGUGAGCUUGUGCAUAUAUAUAUGUCGACUGGUUUGAAGUUCCGAUAAAGCCCAUAAAACCUGCGCUCCAUUUGUUUGUCACAUUAGUUUGACAAUAGUUUUGUAUUGUCUCCCUUUGCACAUGAGGAUGAAGUGUUUGCCUCCACUCUUAAGGAAAAUCUUCUAGUAGUUUGUUUUAAAUUUGCUGUGGUCUUGGCCUAACUCAUGCAACACCAAAGGCUUAAGAAACCAUGAGACAGUACACUAUGCCUCACUCUGCUUAUAGUGUUUCCCAACCUCCCUAAGUGUCAUAUUUCAGUCCCAUGAACUCCAUAUUAACUUUUGUUUUGGUUCUGUGCAUUAUGAUGUAUAUCUAUAUAGAUAUACUUAAAGGGGUAAUUCACCAAAAAUACAAAUCCUGUCAUGAUUUACUCAAUCUUGAGUUCUAAACCCAUAUUGCAUGCUUUCAUCUGAGGAACACAAAAGGGAAUUUAAAAAAAAUAAAAAAUAAUUCUGUGCAAUGAAAGUGAAUGGUGGCUGAGGCUGUCAUUCAACCUAAAAUCUCUUUUUGUGUUCCAUGGAAGAAACAAAGUCAUACGGGUUUGGAACAACAUGAUGGUUUGUAAAUAAUGACAGAAUUUUCAUUUUUGGGUGAACUAUCAUUUGGACUCACCAGAGAGAAAAAAAAUGGACAUCUCCAUGAUUAGCCCAUUUGUGAUUUGUAAGAUUUAUCGCUAUUGAUUUCUUUCCUGGAAUGGAAAUGAUUUGCGUGUUCAUGAUUUGGGUUUCUGGGCUAUUUUUGCCUUUUGUAGUUAGAAUUGUCUUUGUGCCAGGAAGGAAGUAAAAAAAAAAAGAAAUGAAAUUGAGGAUACCAAGAGGAUCAACACUUAUAACCGGAGAAUUAUCUCGCACUCAAUGCCAAAUACAUUUUCUUGCUAUUAGUGUACAUUUCAGAGAUGAAAUUACAGGUUCUCUUUUCGUCUCUCCUGGAAAUUGGCAUGUCCCCUCAGCUCUUGAGCAAGGACAGCGAGAUUUAAACACUACACUGUGGCUCAUGAAUGUGUAGAACCUAUUAAAGAAAUGCAUUGUAUGUAAUGUAUAUAAAGAAUAAAGAUUGUAUUUUGUUCAGGUUUUCUUAAA
Molecule: messenger RNA, 4655 nt
Organism: Xyrauchen texanus (razorback sucker)
Lineage: Eukaryota; Metazoa; Chordata; Actinopteri; Cypriniformes; Catostomidae
Gene: mkln1
Product: muskelin 1, intracellular mediator containing kelch motifs
Exons: 18
Coding region: 6-2195 (729 amino acids)
Cellular component (GO): cytoplasm
Molecular function (GO): protein binding
Source: RefSeq, a predicted model, not a curated record